Nematocida major is the source of this 2700-nucleotide messenger RNA. RefSeq lists its product as uncharacterized. The transcript has a single exon. The coding region runs from base 1 to 2700 and encodes 899 amino acids. Lineage: Eukaryota; Fungi; Microsporidia. The record is from RefSeq and is a predicted model, not a curated record.
AUGAACGCAAAAUGUUAUGCACUUGCAAUUGCAGCGCUGCUGCACUGCGCGCUUGCGCGGGUGUCGUUUGACGAGGUCAUGGAGAUGCAAAGCACUGAAAUAGGAGAGGGCCGCGCCUUCAUCAACCCGAGGGGGCCACUCUGCUUGCUGCGCGGGCUCGUGUACUCCGAGCAGGGAUACAUGCACAACAAGCGCUUCUUUGCUCCUGAAAUAGAAACUGACUACAAAGUGGAGCCCGCUGGAGAUGUUGAAAAAACAAUGGAGCACAAAUACACAAGAAGCGCACAGAACGACAAGCCCUAUCCGCCUGCAGAGGGGCCCGCUCUGAGCUCCAAGCCUGCUCGCAAAAACUACGCCGAAGAGUACCACCGCAUCCUCAUCGAGAUGUUUCCGUCUGUCGACGGGCACACCCUAUCGGUCGCUGUCGCCCGAGAUGACUCCUUCUUCCAGUUUCUGCAGGGGAUGCCCACCAAACAGCACGCGCACUACGUGCUGGCUGCGCUCCUCCUGCUGAGCGAGGGCGUCAAUGUGCCCAUCGAGGCCACACAGAAAAAGAUCACACUGGGAACAAGCAUUCUUGGCAACUUGCCGCCAGAGCACAGAAAAACUGUGGGAAAGGAAAGCAGCACAGUGGGGUUUAAAACAAAAAAAGACUUGUGCAAAAAGGCCGCACAGGUCAUAAACUUCUUCAAAGACAGCAAAGGCAAAGGAAAACUGCCGUGCACGCAAAGCGACUUCAACACCGGCGACUUUCUAAACACGCCGCAGUUUCUCAUCCAGGCGUACGUCUUUGAGUACAUCACGAGCAAGGACGACGCCCUGGACUUCGCAGCGUGCGCGCACGCCAUCCUCACAAGCCUGCCGGAAAAUGAGAGGAAAGACGUAUACAGCGCGUGUUUUGUGGAGAGCAAGGCCGAGGAAGACGAACUUCUGCACCAGCUUAGGAUGAUUCAGAAAGCCAUGAAGAAUCUGGACUCGUUCCCGUUCACCAGCCCAAGCAUGCUGCCGGCGUACACAAGCGUGCAUGCCUGUAAGAGAGGCCAAACAGAGUUUUUGGACGAAACCUUCAGCAACUGCGUGGAGGCCGGCCUGUUUGCGCUCUUCUGCUGCCUUGCACACGACCCAGCCCAGAAUAAGUACGACGCGGACGCCAUGCUCGGCGAGGCAAAAGGGCACAAGGAAGCAAAGGCUCUGCGCGCCUUCUUCCAGUUGAAGGGCGUCACCCCAAAGGCGUGCGCCACCAAAGAGACAAUGCAGGAGUGGAACCGCGUCGUGUCUGGCCUGCAGAGCGAGCACAUCGCGUACAAAAGGGAGAGCAGAAACGAGGUGCGCUCCGGAAUUUUCAAUGUUCUCUACGUUGUCGCAGAGGUGACGGGCAGGCAGGAAGAGGAGGAGCCGAGAAUACGCGAGCUUGCACUGAUGCUAGAAGGCUGCAAAAUUGGCGAGACCUAUGGAGAUGUUUUUGAAAAAAUACAGGAGUACGUGGCAAAGCUUUUCGAGUCUCUCUCCGUGGAUAAGAGCUUACGAGUGGAAUUUUUUGACUUGAAGGUCGGCACCCGAAGCGACGGGCAGAAAGACCUCUACGGAGAAAUCACUCUGAAGUACACAGAAAAAGACAGCGCGAUAGAACAGGGCAUAUGCCUUGCCUUUCAGCCCGGGCAUCUAAAAGUCGCCCUGUGUCCGUGCGUCUUCCUUUCUCUUACGGACGAAGAAAAAAAGGCCUUAUUUGCGGUGAACAGCCAUAUACAGCCCAAGACCUUUGCUGAGUGCGUGUUUGCCAGCUAUGCAGACGCGUGGAGGGCCAGGGCCAGGGGCACGGAGUACUGUGAGUCUAAACAUACUGAAGACACUCGGGGGGCCAUAGAGCGCUUAGCUGUGGAUGGAGGUUCUAAGCAGCCAAACAGGCUUUUUAUACUGGGGCCAGUCUUGAAAUACGAGCAGACAUGUGAAAUCAUCGAGAUGUUCUGGCGGUAUACAACAGAAGGCAUGGUCGAGCUGACCCGAGAGCACCCGGGCGUGCGCCUCAUCUCGAAUCUGCUGGGAAGUCUCCCAUUGGACGACUUCGUAACACAGGGGUAUCUGCUGCAAAGCGCAGUCUGUCUGAAUUUGCUGGGCGAGCUGUGCCCAAAAGUCAGCCUGUCAAAGGAAAGACGCGCAAAAAUCUAUAGAAACACAUUCGCUGCCCUCAAAAUAGUGGGCUACAUUGGAAAAGACUAUGCGCGCGCUGCUGAUGUUGUUAUGAAGCACUUUAGAGCAUACAAGGACAAGGCGCGCCAGCCUCUUUUCCUGUGCAGCACAAUCAAUAGCUUUGGGGGUGUUUCGUACUUGUUUGGCCCUUUGCUUGCAGGCAACACAACACGCCGCAUAGACGAAAUUGGCACUCUCCUUCUCGACGUGGAGGAGAAAGACCAGGAGAAGGCGCUGCGCGUAAAGGCGCUCUUUGAUCUCUCUCUGUUUCUCUGCAGCUUGCAAGAUGAUAGCACUCCGCACGAGCUAGUGCUUUCUCUGUACAGAAGGGUUUCCCCACACACAAUACAGGCAUACAAUGCCGGCAAACACACGUUUUUUAUAGACAAAAAAACAGCCUUUGGGAUGCUUAAAGCUAUGGAGGAGCAUCGAAACGCCAUUCUACAGAUGCCUGGCGAAGAAGCCGUGUUUCAAGGCGUGCUGCAUAUACUUAAGUCUUUCGCGUGGAAAUAG